CACACACACAAAUAUAUCAACUUUUUUUUAUCUUAAAGACAUGCGUAGGCAUUUUAGGCAAUUCGUAUUUGUCUACAAACCUAAUUUCAAGCAUUUAACUAUUCAUAAAUUCAGUCAUGUGUUUCUAAACGUUUGACUGGUUGUGUAGGCUAUAUAAGUGGGCUUUGGUAUUCCUUUAUUGAGUUGGCAUGUUUUGUUUUUUUUAACUACUGUAUUUUGGCCAAAAAGGGUAAAAGCUUAAUUGCUUUUCUCCUUUGUUCUGUUUUCUUUCACUUUUCCCUUUAUUUCUCGGUGUGUGACCCGGUAAACUGAGCUGCUGCGGGUGAAUUCCAGCAGCGCUGACGUCACGCGGCGCGAGGGUCUCCCGUGAGCUCUUGCGUGAGUGUUUCUCCCGGGACGUCCCGGUGAAGAAGGAGGGGCAGUAGUGGUGUGGUUACCCCCCUGCACGCUUUGACAGUUGUGAGAGAACUGAGUGUGCAAAAACCUCCUAAACACGGAGAGCCGAGCCACGGGAGGCGCGUGCAGGAACUGCGAGUCUCGUGCCAGUGCGCGUUUGGGCACAUGAGUGUUUUUGGACUAUUUAUAAGAUUAUUCCAGCCCCGUCCUCUGAGUUUGGUGGGAAACUUAGUUUUUGGGACGCGCCGGGGGACCAGUCUCUUUCUUUUCCCUUUUACAUCCACGCACGAGCGGUUCAUCUCGUGGACAGGAGUGAUCCAGUAGCUGAUAGAGUUGGUUGUACCUGAGGUGGACACACACACCUGAGCGAGCGACAGAUAGACAGAGAGAGAGAUGUACACAGUGGUCCUGCUCUCCUCCUCUCUGUUUCUCCUGCAUGUGACCUGCACGCCUCAGAUUCACGGUCACCACGGGAGGAGAGUGUGUGUUGGAGAUGCUUGGAGUCGUCGUGUGUCUUACAGCACAGAGUCGUUUCUUCAGCCCGUACACAAACCCUACAUCACCAUGUGCCAAAACCACCGCAUGUGUAGCACGUACAAGACAAUCUACAGGGUUUCUUACAGGCAGGUGAGCAGAGCAGCUCCUAAUUUACACAUUUACCCAGAAUGCUGUCCGGGAUGGCGACGUAUGCAUUCACACAACUGUAACCGAGUGGUGUGUGAGCAGUCUUGUGCAAAUGGAGGCUCGUGUGUAAGGCCUAAUCACUGUACAUGUCCGAGAGGAUGGACGGGACGAUACUGCCAAACAGAUGUGGAUGAGUGUAAGGAAGGUCAUCGCUGCUCACAGAAGUGUGUGAAUACGGUGGGGAGUUAUCGGUGUGUGUGUCAGGAUGGAUUCAGUCUGGCUGAAGAUGAAAUAACAUGUUCAAGAAUUCCUGCUCCCUCCCCGCUGCCCGCCGGGGCUCCAAAAGCAGACGAUCGCUCAUCCAGAAGCCAUGCUGGUGGAGGUUUGGGAUUGGUGGCAAACGUUACCGAAGAAGUUCAGAUCCUUAAAAACAGAGUGGAGCUCCUCGAGCAGAAACUAGAGAUGGUUCUGGCUCCCUUCACCACGCUCUUUCCCUUGGAUGGUGUGGGAGACACUAACAGCUUCCUGCCUGAGAGGACCAACUUCCUGUCGCACUCUCUGCAGCAACUAGACCGCAUCGACUCGCUCAGUGAGCAGGUCGGGUUCCUGGAGGAGCGUAUCGGAGCCUGUGCCUGCCAGGAAAACUAGACAAUCAAAGAUGGGCUGCAUCCUCAAGUGAAACCAAUAUCUGAGAAGUCUAAAUGAACAACCGCAGCACUGAGGGCCUGAACCCUGUAAACAUGUUCAAUCCACUCAAAAAACAUAUAGGAAAACACAAUAUCAAACACACAAACUCCUUUUGGCCAAAAUGGAGUUUUCUGGCCCAUGAGCUGGAGCUUUGAUUGUUUCGUAAUGUUUUUCAGUGUAUUGCUUUCAUUUAAUUCUUGGUGUAAGUGCAGCUGUAUGGUCUCUCCAUGUUUAAGUCUGAGUUAAGAGAAAUGUAAAUUUAUGUAUUUAUAAGUCCAUGUUCUUCUCCUGAGUAUUGCUAUUGGGAAAACAAUACAAAAUUGUAUCACUUUUUUAAACAUUGUUAUGUUUCAAUUUUUGUAAUAAAACUGCUUAAACUU
Sinocyclocheilus rhinocerous is the source of this 2087-nucleotide messenger RNA. It is a transcript of the gene egfl7, whose product is annotated as EGF-like-domain, multiple 7. Gene Ontology annotation, cellular component: extracellular region; cell surface. Lineage: Eukaryota; Metazoa; Chordata; Actinopteri; Cypriniformes; Cyprinidae. Gene Ontology annotation, biological process: anatomical structure development. The transcript is spliced from 9 exons. Gene Ontology annotation, molecular function: calcium ion binding; signaling receptor binding. The record is from RefSeq and is a predicted model, not a curated record. Bases 790 to 1668 code for a protein of 292 amino acids.